AUGCCCCGCAGCACCCGCUCCCGAAAACCAAAACACCGCACCACCUCCCGCCCAAAACCCAAACCAACCACUGCCCCCACCGCCGACGCCGCUUCUUCCAGCGCCGACGCCGGCGCCGACGACAACGGCCCAGUAUUCUUCUGGAAGCCGCACGAAGUUCCUUACGGCAUCUUCUCGCAAUGGUACGAAGCGCCGUUCACCGCGCCCGACCCCACGGGCACUGGUACCGUCACGUAUAACACCGCUGAACAAUUCAUGAUGCACCAAAAAGCCCUCCUCUUCAACGACCCCGCUAUUGCCGCUGAGAUCUUGGAGACCACUGACCCGCGACUGCAGCGGUCGCUCGGGCGUGCGGUGAAGGGCUUCGACGAGGGCGCGUGGGUCGCGAACCGGAGCAGGAUAGUCGAGGAGGGGAGCUACUAUAAGUUUAUAGGAGACCCGACGGUGUUGUUGGGGACGGGAGAGAGAGAGUUGGUGGAGGCGAGUCCGAGGGAUGCGGUGUGGGGGAUUGGGAGAGGGGCGGUGAGGGGCGCGUUAGAGGAUAGGGAAGGGAGGAGGGGUGGGUGGGGGCUGAAUCUUUUGGGGAAGGCGUUGGUGAGGGCUAGGGGGAGGAUUAGGGCGGAGAAGGAGGCGGCGGCGGGGGAGACGGGGGUGGAAGAGGCGGAGAAGACAGAGGUGGUGGUGGGGGAUGGUGAGUGA
Messenger RNA from Morchella sextelata, 699 nucleotides. RefSeq lists its product as uncharacterized. The record is from RefSeq and is a predicted model, not a curated record. The transcript is spliced from 2 exons. The coding region runs from base 1 to 699 and encodes 232 amino acids. Lineage: Eukaryota; Fungi; Ascomycota; Pezizomycetes; Pezizales; Morchellaceae.